Mirounga angustirostris (Northern elephant seal) is the source of this 19626-nucleotide messenger RNA. It is a transcript of the gene OPHN1, whose product is annotated as oligophrenin 1. The transcript has 26 exons. Gene Ontology annotation, molecular function: protein binding; GTPase activator activity. The record is from RefSeq and is a predicted model, not a curated record. Gene Ontology annotation, cellular component: cytoplasm; dendritic spine; actin cytoskeleton. Gene Ontology annotation, biological process: signal transduction; synaptic vesicle endocytosis; actin cytoskeleton organization. Lineage: Eukaryota; Metazoa; Chordata; Mammalia; Carnivora; Phocidae. The coding region runs from base 336 to 2810 and encodes 824 amino acids.
ACAUCUCCCAGGCCGCCACGCUUUCCAGCUGGAGUCCUAGGGCGCCGACUGCUCCCCAGUUUCCGUAGGCAAGCGCCAGGCUACCGCAGCUAUUGUGCGCAGCGAUAUCGCCCUCCUCUUCCCUCUCGGGUGUCUCGGGAGGAAGGCUACGUCUCAAUUGCCGCCGGGGCUUAACCCCUCCGACGCCUAACAGGACAGCAGGCCGGCUCCCUUGGACCAGGAAGAACUCUUGGGAGCGAGAACACUCUGGUCACGCAAUCCCAGGGUGCGAGGAAGACAGCCGAAGAAGGAGCCCGAGGGCUGGGGCUCGGCACAAAGCCCUCGCCAUCAGAACCAUGGGGCAUCCCCCGCUGGAGUUCAGCGACUGCUACCUGGACAGCCCCGAUUUCCGCGAGAGGCUCAAGUGUUACGAGCAGGAGCUGGAGAGAACCAAUAAAUUCAUUAAGGACGUCAUCAAGGAUGGCAACGCGCUUAUCAGCGCAAUGAGAAAUUAUUCUUCAGCUGUUCAGAAAUUUUCUCAGACACUUCAGUCCUUUCAGUUUGAUUUUAUUGGAGACACUCUGACUGAUGACGAGAUUAACAUUGCUGAAUCCUUCAAGGAAUUUGCUGAAUUGCUCAACGAAGUAGAAAAUGAGAGGAUGAUGAUGGUACACAAUGCUAGUGAUUUGCUGAUUAAACCCCUGGAAAAUUUUCGGAAGGAGCAAAUAGGCUUUACCAAGGAAACCUAUGAAGUAGGAUGUAUAAUAUCCAUUUUCUCAAUGAAGAAACUGAGACUCAGAAAGGAGCGGAAAAAAAAAUUUGAAAAGGAUGGUGAGAGAUUUUAUUCCUUGCUGGAUCGGCACUUACAUCUAUCUUCCAAAAAGAAAGAAUCUCAGUUACAAGAGGCAGACCUCCAGGUGGACAAGGAGAGGCACAAUUUCUUUGAGUCCUCCCUUGAUUAUGUUUAUCAAAUCCAGGAAGUUCAGGAGUCCAAGAAGUUCAACAUUGUGGAGCCAGUGUUGGCCUUUCUUCAUAGUCUCUUCAUUUCCAACAGCUUGACUGUGGAGCUCACACAGGAUUUUCUCCCAUACAAACAGCAGCUCCAGCUCAGUUUGCAGAAUACAAGAAAUCAUUUCUCCAGUACCCGGGAAGAGAUGGAAGAACUUAAGAAAAGGAUGAAGGAAGCUCCCCAGACAUGCAAACUUCCAGGACAGCCUACCAUCGAAGGCUAUCUCUAUACACAAGAGAAAUGGGCUUUGGGAAUAUCCUGGGUGAAAUAUUACUGCCAGUAUGAGAAGGAGACCAAAACGCUCACCAUGACACCUAUGGAGCAGAAGCCAGGUGCUAAACAGGGGCCUUUGGACUUAACCCUGAAGUACUGCGUGAGGAGGAAGACAGAGUCUAUCGACAAAAGGUUCUGUUUUGAUAUAGAAACUAAUGAAAGGCCAGGAACCAUCACUUUGCAGGCCCUUUCAGAAGCUAACAGAAGGCUAUGGAUGGAGGCUAUGGAUGGAAAAGAACCCAUCUACCACAGCCCCAUAACAAAACAGGAAGAAAUGGAGCUGAAUGAAGUGGGGUUCAAGUUUGUUAGGAAGUGCAUCAAUGUCAUUGAGACCAAAGGGAUCAAGACAGAGGGAUUAUACCGUACUGUGGGCAGCAACAUUCAGGUUCAGAAGCUGCUGAAUGCCUUUUUUGAUCCUAAAUGCCCAGGAGAUGUUGAUUUUCAUAAUAGUGAUUGGGACAUUAAGACAAUCACCAGCUCCUUGAAAUUCUACCUCAGGAAUCUUUCUGAACCUGUCAUGACCUAUAGACUUCACAAAGAGCUGGUCUCGGCUGCCAAGUCUGACAACCUGGAUUACCGGCUGGGAGCUAUUCACUCCCUGGUAUAUAAGCUACCCGAAAAGAACCGAGAGAUGCUGGAACUUCUUAUAAGACACUUGGUCAAUGUAUGUGAGCACAGCAAAGAGAAUCUUAUGACCCCCUCCAACAUGGGCGUGAUCUUUGGGCCCACUCUGAUGAGAGCUCAGGAGGACACUGUCGCUGCCAUGAUGAACAUCAAAUUCCAGAACAUUGUGGUGGAAAUCCUAAUUGAGCACUUCGUCAAGAUCUAUUCAGGUCCACCUGAGGAAAGUGCUACACCCCCAGUGCCUCCACCUCGAGUGACAGCAAGAAGGCACAAACCAAUCACAAUUUCAAAACGCUUGCUGCGGGAAAGAACAGUUUUUUAUACUUCUUCCCUGGAUGAAAGUGAAGAUGAAAUCCAACAUCAAACACCCAAUGGUAUUAUCGCCAGCAGUAUGGAACCCCCCAAGCUGCCACAAUACCCCAAACUGCCUAUUCAGAGGAGUGGAGAAGCUGACACUGGGAGGAAGUCUCCAAGUAGCAGGCCUGUUUCAGAUGGCAAGUUGGAGUCCUGUCCUGAAGUGGAUGUGGGGAAGCUGGUGUCUAGGCUGCAGGAUGGAGGGACCAAGGCCAUACCAAAGGCCACCAAUGGACCUGUGCCAGGCUCUGGGCCCACCAAAGCCCCCUCUUUCCACAUAAAGAGACCAGCUCCUCGACCCCUGGCUCACCACAAGGAGGGAGACUCUGACAGUUUCAGCAAAGUGCGGCCUCCGGGAGAAAAGCCUACCAUCGUCCGUCCCCCAGUGAGGCCUCCAGACCCUCCGUGCCGGGCAGCUACUCCCCAAAAGCCAGAACCAAAGCCAGAUAUUGUGGUUAGCAAUGCAGGGGAAAUCCCAUCAUCUGUGGUGGCUUCCAGGACCAGGUUCUUUGAAACAGCUUCCCGAAAAACAGGAAGUUCUCAAGGCAGAGUUCCUGGAGAUGAGAGUUGAGGCCUCCGGUUUUAAAAUCCUUGGCCUCAGGGGACCCUUCACUGUUCUGGAAGGGUCUUCUUCAAACUCUUCUGUGCUGAGUCAUUUUGUGCUGAAGAGAGCAGCUCCUUCCUGGCCCUGGACCUUCAGGCUCUAGGAUGCUAUAAAAUAAGGGGCACAUGUCUUAGACACAGGUUUAUUUCUCUUAUGUUUUCUGUCUUUGUUCCCUCAGAAGGUCUAUGUUGAGCUCCUAUAUGAUUGUGAAUGGCUGAACUCCCUCAAGCCAGACUGCAGAAACCAAGCUAUCUACUGACCUGAGUUGAAGAAAGGAGCUUAGUUUUCAACUCUUCUCUGAAUUUCCUGUCUCCUCAAAAGACCAUCAAACUCUGAAAUACUUGGGACUAAAGACUGAUCUCAGAGGUCUUACCCUGAAGUAAAAGCUACUUGAGUUGGGGCCACUGCUUGCCUUGGAAGUAGAAGAGUAGGAAUGUUUGCCAAACAUUGGUGAAUCUUGAUAUGUCUCUUACUGAGGAUAAUGACCCUGGCACCAGGUUGGAGCUCUGGCACUGCAGUAUAUUGCCAAGAACCUGUCUGUUCCUAUUGGGCCAAACAGCAUAUGGGUGAUAUCAACCACAACUUCAUGUGAACUCAGGACGGUGGCCUUUCUGUUUUUGCAUAAAACCACUUAGGACAAAUCUGCAAAGAAUAUUUUGCAUGUUGAAGCCUUAGGUCUGUUUGAAUUAUUUUUCCUCCUAUUUUUUUCCUGACAGCUUAAUUUCUAAACAAUCAAGAAAGAAACAAAAACUGAAAACAAUUCUUUAAAAAAGCAGACUGUAUCUGUCCUGCAGAAGUUCCACUUCUGGGUCAAAUACUGGGAAAAAUUGUUAAAAUGGAUUGAGGUGAGGCAGCUGGCACUGUUGCUUCAUGUUUGCCUUCUGCAGAUAAGCUUUUAUCUCCAGCAAGAAGCAACUCCUAACCCAGUGUCCAUGGAUUCAGAAACUCCAUGAAGCUUCUGAAAUGGUAUGCAGAAUUCCAUGACAAUGUACCUUUUCUGGGGAGAUGGUCCAUAACAUUCUACUGAAUUUCAGAUGGGCCUGUGACCCAAUAAGGGUUAAGAACCAUAACACUUGAGAUAAAAGACUCUUUACAACCCAUAAAGUAUUUGAUUGGAAGGCCUUCCAAAAUUAUUUAGUCUAAUUGCCUAGUUUACUAUUGGAGAAACUGAGGCAGAGCAAGUUAUCAGCCAUGCCUAAACAAGUACCCAGGUCCCUGGGCUCCUGUACAAGUUUCUUUCCAUUAUACGACACUUGUCUAACAAGGGGCCUUAUGAUUGGUGGCGUUAGUGGUCAUCAUUUUGAGUGUUGGGCUUUUACCCUCUUUCUUGAGCCUCCCAUAUUUGUUAGCAAGUGGAAAACUUUCAGACACAAGCUCCUGGUGUUACAUUUGCCAUUUCAGUCAUUAGAAAGGAACUAAAACACAACCUGUGUAGUGACUCAGAAAUCUGAAUAGACAUUUCUGAUGCUUGUUUAUUGAUGGGAAGCUGCUGGAGAAAGUGUCACUGUUUGUGUUCCCAUGCUCUCAGGCCAUAACCUGUCUUUAGGGUCUGUGUAAUUAUAAUAUGGCCAAGUGUGAGAAAAAGGGCUUUCCUACUUGAACCCUUCUAGCAAUACCUUCACUAUGGAACUGAGAGAGAAGCAUAGACAUGGGUGAAGGGAGGAGAAGAAGAGAAGAAAGGAGAGGGAGAUGGAGGAAGGGGAAGAGAGAGAGAGAAUACACACAUGCCCAAACCAACUCUGAGAUGCCUUUGAAACAAUGUUACUGAAAGAUGAUAACCACUUUCAAAACUGAACUCAACAUGAUCCAUUCGUGAAUUAGUAACAUGUAGGCCUUUGUGGAAGUAAUCGAGCAGAAACUUGAUGCUAUUCCCAAUAAAGACAUGCCCAGGUGGCCACGUAAAACUCUCUCAGCUCUACCUAGUCUCAAAGGCCAAGUUAACAAGAACCAGGAACAAGUGAGCCAAGUGAUCACCAUUCUACCUGAGGCUCACCCCCAAAGGAAGUUGCUGUGAGACUCCUGGCCUCACCCAGGAAGUACUUGUUGAGCCCCAUUCUCAGAGCUGUGGCCUCUCUGCUUGCUUUGCCCCAUUAGAUAACUAACUAAAGCAAGUAGGUAUGUAGAUUUUGGCCACAGAAGCAGUGGCCAGUGGGGCUUCAGUACAUUUGAAGAUGGUAGGGCCAUCAUUUCACUUUUGUUUUCUUGGGGUGGGGGAAUACCAAAAUCACCACUACAAAUACUGAAAGAUUAUUGAGAACCAGAGAAAGCCACUGCAGUCCCAGUUGAAUAGAUGUCCCAGAAAUGUGACCAUGAGAUUACUGUGUGUUUUCUGGGACAUAGAUCAAGAGCCUGGCCUAGAAAGUUGGGACUACCAGGCUGGCUGGAGACCGGGAAGCAGUAGCUGGAUAGCUCUGCCCCUGCCCUAGGCUAUACCUGAAGAAGGCCCAAAAAUGAACCUCAGUGCCUCCCCCUUUUACGUUCUAAUUUAAAGAGCAAAAGCUUCUGUGGUGAGGCUCACUGUCAUGGAAUGAAACUGGCUUGGCCCAGGCUUGAUGGAUGAAUAGUCAUUCAGAAGAGGCUAUGGGAAUGGGGUGAUAAUUGAAGAGUGGCAACUAUAGGAAAUUAUCUGCAUACCUUGGCCAGCAGGUUAGAGAAACUGGCAAUGGAUGAACCAUAAACCUUGAACUGACAGUGAUAACAUUUAUUAAGCACCUACUAAGUUCUAAGUGCUUCAUAUACAUAAUCUCCUUUGUCCUUAAAACAAUGAUGCAAGUAGAUGCUAGUCCCUCAUUUUACAGAAAAAAGAAUUGUGGCCCAGAAGGCUAAAGUAACUGGCUCAAGGUCUCACAGAAAGUAAAUAACAGGACUGUGACUCGAAUCCAGGCCUCUCCGACUCUGUACCCCAUGCUGUUUUUCUCUUUACCACACAGAGGCUACAUUACUGGAACUGGAUGACUGACUUUCUCUGCCUAAUAAAAUAUUAAAAAGCAAGCAUUUGAAGGGAAGUAGGGCAGGUCUAGUUUACAGGGGAACAAAAACUGGACUGGAAGAGAUUUCUGAGUUGGGCUUUCUCCUAACCUUCCAUAUACCCAUUUGGUAAUGUUUUAAAAAGAUCAUUCAAUUUUACCUUGUGAAAUGAAUUUACUUUUUAGUUCGUAGUUACUAAGUCUUUGGCUUAGCUGUUUUUCAAAGAAAAAAGGGUCCUUGUAUAUGUCUAUGUACUUUACCAUGGUUGUAGCAUGUUUAUUUUCAGUCCAAGAGACUGAAGACAUCCACACAUACAGUUCGAGAAGGACAAAACAUAUUGGUGCCUCUCUGGUACUUAAUGCCUUGGGGUCAAAUCCUUACAAGGUUUUCUGUGGUGAUAACAAAAGUUAAGAGAGAAUUUAGAAUAAGAAAUAUCAUUGAAGUUUUUGCUUUAAAAAAGGUGGGGAGGUUGUCCAGCCACAGGGUGGGGGUGUGAAACUCAGCACCCGACUUCAGUAAUAAAACAGCAUCAUAUAGAAAUACUCUAGUAUUUCUAAAAUAAUUGUUUUAGGAUACUUCCCUUAUUUAGAAGUUCCUUGAUUAUGUAAUAACUAGAAUAAAGUAGUAGAGGAAGAUGUGUCUCUGUGACCAGAAAAAAAUCGCUUUCAAAAGAAUGUAGAUCAAUGAUACUAGUUUUAACAUAGCUGCAAGCAAAUAGCCUUGACACACUACAAGCCCAAAAAGCUUUAGGAGCACUUAAAAAUUGCAGAGAGAAGCAACAUACCUUGAAGAGAUGUUUUUGAUGACGAAAAGUCUUCAUUUUCACAGGGAAAAGAAGCACUUGAUACCAAGGGCAUUAAUAGAUGCUAGAAAGACUGCCUAUGGGAAAUAUAUAUGUGACAUCAGACAAAAGAAAGAGAUCCUGGGGCCCAUUCAUGUGACUUUCAAUAAAAUAUGCAGACUGUCCAGUAUUGAUGGUGUCCAUCUGCAGUUUUUUUUUUAAUUUUAUGUAAAUUCAAGUUAACAUGUAGUGUAUUAGAAGUUUCAGAGGUAGAAUUUAGUGAUUUAUCAGUUGCAUAUAUCUAGUGGCAGUUUUUUCAUGGAAACAGUCUUUGAGCAUAUUAGACAUGAUGAUGCAGCCACCAUGCACUGCUCAUGUCAUCUUUUGCAAUUCUAAGGAAACCCAGGCUUUGGUUUUUAUAACCAGGAUUCCUUUUAUAACCUUUUAUAACCAGGAUUUUCAAUCUACAGUCUACUUUGCACCAAACCCUUGUCAUUCCCUCAGGCCUCACAACAUCACUGCAUGAUGGGUAAUAGCCCCAUUUUACAGAUAAGGAAAGUUGAGGUUCAGGGAGAUGAGAAAUGACUGCUCAAGAUCACACAGCUAAGGAUUGAUAAAAAUUCAGGACUGGAAGCUACAGAGGCCUUACUGUUUCUAAUACAUCACACUACCCCCCUUAGUAGUAAAGGAAUCCUGGUGGUAAAUAGAGAAGAUGUUUAGAAAUGAGACUGAUGGAAACAACAUCUAUAAGUCUUGCUACUCCAAAUGUGGUCCAUCAUCCCCCUCAGCAUCAUCAUUACCUGGGAGCUUGUUAGAAGCAGAUUCUUGAGCAGCACGACAGACAUUUGUAAUCAAAACCUUUAUUUUAAUAAGAGCUCUAUAUUUCUAUGCUCAUUAAAGUUUGAGAAGCACUGAUAUAAGGCAUUUGAAACAGAAAAGCAGGUUGAGGAAGGAGAACUUUGGGUGAGCCAAAGACCAAAAAUGGUGGAUAAGGCUAAUCUGGUUAUGUUGGGAGUGUUUAGAAAGAUUGUGUCCAUAGCUGACGACUACUUAGAGUGCUUUGUAUAUGGCCUCAUACUUAGAUGACAUGUAAAUGAAGUUUCUCCACUUCAAAGAAUAGUGAAACCAGCCUAGGGAAAAAGACUGAAAAAUCACUUGAUUUUCCAGUCUCUGACCACUAAAGGCAGUGGAAAGGCAACAUGCAGCAGUGGAAGGAACUCCUUUCAGAAGCCCUGGGGGUUCCAGAUUUGCCUCUGUCACUGAUUCUCUUUAAUGCUCAGCAAGUACCUCCCUCUCUGUAGGUCUCAAAUUGUCCUUAUUAUUUUUUUUAAUUCAAUUAGCCAACAUAUAGUACCUCAUUAGUUUUUGAUGUAGAGUUCAAUGAAUCAUUAGUUGCAUAUAACACCCAGUGCUCAUCACAUCACGUGCCCUCCUUAAUGCCCAUCACCCAGUUACCCCAUCCCCCCACCCACCUCCCUUUCCACAACCCUCAGUUUGUUUCCCAGAGUCAAGAGUCUCUCAUAGUUUGUCUCCCUCUCUGAUUUCUUCCCAUUCAGUUUUCCCUCCCUUCCCCUAUGAUCCUCUGCACUAUUCCUUAUAUUCCACAUGUGAGUGUCUUUAAACAGGAUAGUCUUAAAGUGCCUUUUAAGUUUUGAUGUUCUGUUAUUCUCAACUGUGGGUUUUGCUACAGAUUACAUUUAAUUAAAACAUGGACAAAUCUAUAGGCUUUUGUCUGGCCCUAGUUUAACAUCCUCAGUUCACAUAAGAAGGGGUAUUCUGGGAGGAAAUCUCACAGUCACAACAAAGCAACAUUAAUGGGAAUUGCAAGGAACUGGGAGGGGCAUGACUCUAGUUAACCAGCUUGAAAUGGGCUAGGAAAAAUUUAAAUUAGAAAACUUUGAAAUUUGAGUGGCGCCUGGGUGGCUCAGUCGUUAAGCAUCUGCCUUCGGCUCAGGUCAUGAUCCCAGGGUCCUGGGAUUAAGCCCCGCAUUGGGCUCCCUGCUCGGCAGGAAGCCUGCUUCUCCCUCUCCCACUCCCCCCACUUGUGUUCUCUCUCUCGCUCUGUCUCUCUCUGUCAAAUAAAUAAAUAAAAUCUUUAAAAAAAAAAACUUUGAAAUUUGAGAAUCAAUUGCUUCAAACCACAUACUUGGGAUUCAAAUCCUAUAUCCUAAAUAGGGCUUACUUUGCAUGAUUUAAUAAAGUAAACUGCUCUGACUUGAGCUUUUAGGGGAUAGUUUAUUGGGGGUAGGAGGGGCAUAUAAAAAGGAGAGAACUUCUACUUAUCCGCCAUCUGCCACUCAUCUCUCCAAGUGAUUCUGAUGCCUAUUAGGUGAAGACAAUUGGCUAUAAUAUAACCUCUUAAAAUGGAAAAACAGAUUCAGAGAGGAGAAGGGACUUGUCUAAGGCCACAUACCAGAGACAAUGGCAGAAAACAGGUGAUCAAAGUUCAACUCUCUUUGGGUGACUAGUUUAUCCAAAUCAUAUCUGCUUCCAACAUCAGAGCACACACUGGGGAGGACUGAUAAACGUUCCAUCUGGGUAUUUUGUCCCCAUCACAUGUUUACAGUCAUUGUUUCAGUCAAGCCUCACACAACCAUAUCAUCUAGGCAGAGCAGAGAUCAUUACCCUCAUUUUACUGAGGCUCAGAGAGGUGACACAACAUGACUAAGGACAUGCAAGUAGAAAAUAAACUUGGACCUAGGUUUUCUGAUUUCAUCUAUACUGUGCUGCUUCCCUAGGAGAGGAGAAGCAGCCCUCCAAACCCUCAGCACUUCUGGGAAAUAUCAACUCUAAGAUUUUUUUUCCUAAGAUUUGAGAGAGAGAGAGAGAAAGAGCAGGAGGAGGGGCAGAGGGAGAGGGAAGCAGAUGCCCUGUUGAGGAGGGAGCCCGAUGUGGGGCUCGAUCCCAGGAUCCUGGGAUCUUGACCCGAGCCGAAGGCAGAUGCUUAACCAACUGAGCCAUCCAGACACCCCACAGCUCUAAGCUUUUAAUUGCUUCAAUCCAAUUGCUUCAAAACAGAUGGACUCUUUUUUUCCCUGUUGGAAAAUAUCCUAACAGUUUUAUAACUUGAAACUGCAGAGCCCUCUUAGAUCCAUCAUUUUGUCCUCACAACAACCCAAAAGGUAGGCAAGAUAAGGCAUUUUGCUCCAUUUGACAGAUAUAUAAAUUGAGGCUCAGAGCAUUGUAUUAUUUCUCUGUUGCUGCUGUAACAAAUGACUACAAAUUGAGCAGCUUAUAACAACAUCCAUUUAUUCUCUCACAGUUUCUGUAGGUCACAAAUUCAGCAUAGUGUGGCUGGAUUCUCUUCUUAGGGUCUCAGUGAACUAAAAUCAAGAUAUCAGCUGGGGUUGUGGUUGUCAUUUGGGGCUCAGAAUCUUCUUCCAAGCUGGUUAUUGGCAGAAUUCAGUUCCUUGUUGUUAUGUGACUGAGGUCAUCAUUUUUUUGACAAGUGCCCCUCUCCAUAUUCAAGCUAACAAUGGCAUGUCAAAUCCUGCUUCCCCUUUUGCAUCUCUCUGACUUCCUCUUUUGCCUCUGCUGUUAAGGGCUUACUCUUUUAUUGGAGUGAUUUCAUUGGGCCCACACAGAUAAUCCAGGAUAGUCUCCCUAUUUUAAAGUCAGUAGUAACCUUAAUCACAUUUCAGCAUCUCUUUUGCCAUAUAAUUACAGUUCUAAUGAUUAGGACAUAAAAUAUUCUUGAGGGUCGGGGCACCUGGGUGGCUCAGUCGUUAGGCGUCUGCCUUCGGCUCAGGUCAUGAUCCCGGGAUCCUGGGAUCGAGCCCCGCAUCGGGCUCCCUGCUCAGCGGGAAGCCUGCUUCUCCCUCUCCCACUCCCCCUGCUUGUGUUCCCUCUCUCUCUGUCUCUCUGUCAAAUAAAUAAAUAAAAUCUUUAAAAAAUAUAUUCUUGAGGGUCAUAAUGUUGCUUAACAUUGAAGCAGCUACCUACAGAAACCCUGCCUUUCACUGUAAAGACACAUGGUUGUCAAGAUCUUUAUCCUGGGGAAGAAAAUAAUUACCAUGUGCAUCCCACUUACAUGAGCAGUUGGAAACUCUGAUGCUGUUCAACUUCUCCCAUCUCUCAAAUUCACUCAGAGACAGUUGGGCAACACACCAAAGAAAGUGGUAGCUGGAGUGCAAGGGGGGCUCUUUGGAAGCUGAUGGUAUUCCAAGAUGGCACCUUGAUGCUGGUGACCAAUUCCGUAACUAUGUCUCAUUCUAUCUAGGACAGGGAGAAGCAGCUUCCCCAAAGGCCCAAGGUAGGAUAGGUAUUCCCCAUAUAACUUGACCAGGGGUGCUAACACUUGUAUAGCAUAUACUGUAUACCAAAUAUGUCUUUAUGUGCUUUUGAAUGGGUUUAUUGAAUUUGUCCUGAUAUUUCUAUGAGGUGAGUAAUGGUAAUAACUCUGUUUCAUAGAUGAGAAAACUGAGGCACAGAAUAGUUAUGCCAUUUGCCCAAGUUCUCAGAGCCAGGAAAUGGUAAAUUCCUCUAUGGCUAAUCCUCUGUGCCUUCCACCAGAUUGAGAUAAUUUUCCUAGAGGAGACACUGAGGCCAAAUUGAUUUAAAAGUCCCUUGCACCUUUGAUUCUCUAAGCUUGCCCUCAGGGUCCUGCAAUUCUGGAAACCCAAGUGAGCACAACUGAACUUUCUGAAAGAGUAUGUUGAAUUUAGACUUUUAGUGGGUUUUACAGAGCCAGCGGACUACAAAGUGAAGGUGCCCAAUCUUUUCUCAGAGGCUGGAAGAAAAGGAGACUGUCAGUUCAUGUGAAUGGGGUCAAGAUGGGUUGGCCCCAGGAAUGCUCUCUCCAGAGUAGACUUUCCACUUGGUAGCCUCCACAUGAGACAGGAGAUCUCCCUGUUUUAGUGUGCUUUGAAGUUGUACUACUUUCUCUGUGUGUGAAGCCCAUUUCCUGAAGGCCCAAGCCCUCAGAACGCCCAAAAAAGGUACCUAAAAUUAAGCCUGCAAAAGAGGGCUGUAGAACAAAGCUAGGCAGUCGUCUUCUCUAUGCUGGCCUUUUCCCAGCCCUUGGCAAGCUUGUGGGAACUGAGUUUAUACAAGUAUUGUCAGACCUGGAUUUACUCCUCUGGCUUCUGCUUCCUCAGCUACUCCCAUCUAGUCCCAUGAUGCUACCAACCUAUUGUAGUUCCCAGAGCCAUUAAAAUAUGAGGUAGGUAGGGUAUGAACAACCUCAGUCCAAACUGUAGCUCACCUUUUCUCCACCCCUACUAUCAUCCUGCAGGACUCAGAAUUCUGUCUCCCUUAUGGAGCUAAGAUCUACAAGGACUCAGUAAAGACUGAUUUUCUCUGUUGCUCCCUGUGUCUUCUUUGCUAGCCAUUGCAGAUCAGACCCUGGCCUCUAAUUCCUAUGGAAGGAAUUUAAAACACUAUUAUCUAUAUUCAUGUCUCAAUCACCAUUGGCAAGUUAUUUCACCCUAAUAACUGUGGUUGGCCCUUAAUAAAUUCUCAAUUAAUAUUAACCAGUCAUAGUCAUAGAAGUAGUAACCAGAAGUAGUCACAGAAGAAGUGGCGGUGACGGUGGUGGUAGAAGCAGCUGCUUCAGUUGCUAUCCAGGAAUAGAAUCUUCCCUACACCCCUUCAGAGCUGGUAGAUCAUGCUCUGUCAUUCAAGAUCUUCCCAAAUGUUAUCUUCCACUUGAUUCUUAGAUUUUUCAAUGCAGUGUAACCUGUUAUGUCCUUUGUCCUUGUAACUAGCCAUCCUGACCCCUACUACCCUAUCUAUGUUGUUCCCAUAACUGGCUCAGUUCCCCCCAUACUUGGUCUCAUACAGGAGUUUAUGCCAAAAACAGUCCCAACUACUCUGUGCACUUGCCAACAGUCAGGUCUGGAGGAUUCCUAUGCCUUGAGGUCUGACAGGUACUUUUUCUUCCUAUGACAAACUCCUGAUGAUGUGGCUAGGGUACCUCCACCUUUUUGAGCACCCCUUAGGAUAUUUUGGGGAACAGCUGUCUUUCCCACUCUCCCUUACUUUCUUUUACUCUUUUAAUAUAGUUACUCCUAUAUUUUUUAAUCCUAAUGUCAUUAUAAUUGUGCUUAUGGUUCUUCCUCAAAUGCACUCAGUGAAAGGGUGGACAAAUCCUACAGGGGAGAUAGAAAGAAGCCCUAUCCUGCUACUGGCUGAUUUCAUGCUUAAUUGUAAAUUAAUCCUGGGUUAGCUGUCCAGGGUGUAUUUAUGUCCAGCAAAAUAUCACAUUAUUUUCCCUGUAAUGAAUAAGACAUCACAAAAUGUGUUAGGAAAUGGUCUUUAAAUAAAUUUGAAGAGCUCUGGGAAAGAAGCACAGUCAGCCAAGUAGCCAGGCCAAUCCCGCUGUGACAAAGGGAGAAAGGGGCUCAGCCCUGACCACAAAUAUAUAGGUUAUGAGAAUCAGAUCUGGAGCCUUUGUACAAUUUGUGCUUCUAGAAUUCAGGUCAUUGGGAGUUGAAACAAGGCCCACAAUGGAGUUGGGGUCCCCUGAGACUAAGGGAAGGAAAUAAACAUUGUGGAGUAUCUAUCAUGAGCCAAGCAUGAGGUGGGAGGGGCCUGAAUCCUUGGGUCUUUCCAGGAGAUCUAGCAUAAGAGUUAGGGUGGUAAUUGGGUGAGAAAAAAAAAAAAAAAACCAGUACUACCACCUGGAAGGCACAUUACAUACACUGUAUGUACAUUGUCUCAUUUGAGCCUCUCCAAUACCUCAUUUUAGUCCCAUUUUACAGAUAAAAAGACUGAGAUCCAGAAAUAUCAUUACUUGCUCAAAGUCACAUAGAGAUUAAAUGGUAGAAGCCAAGAUAGGAAUGGAGACCUGUGGGAGUCCUGAGCCUGUAAAAAGAUGGCAUAUUUUCAUUACUGAAAACUUUUUUAACACUGAGGGCCCCCAAACUCAGUUGAACUGCCAUCUCUAAAAGAAACUUUUCAUUAUGGUGCUGCAAGAGGUGGGGCAAGGGGGAAGUAAUAAGUAUACAGCCAGUGCCUGAAGCAAGUUGGGGAUAGGGAAGUACAGGACUACUUCUAGUUCAUUUUUUAUUUCUUAAAGAUGUUAUUUAUUUGAGAGAGAGAAAGAGAGACAGAGCAUGAGUGGGGGAGAGGGGCAGAGAGAGAGGGAGAUAGAGAAUCCUUGAGCAGAUUCCUCACUGAGCAAGGAGCCUGAGGCAGGGCUGCAUCCUAGGACCCCGGGAUCAUGACCUGAGCCAAAGGCAGACACCAGUGGACUGAGCCACCCAGGUGCCCCAGGACUACCUCUGGUUUAUAUGGAGGCUUUGUGUGAAUUAGAAAACACCCAUUGCUCAAGACACAUUAUAGCCAUCUGCCAGAAAGAUUUAAUAAGCAGACAAAUCUCUGAUUGAAAGGUGAGAUGUGGCCAUCACAACCACAUUCUGUGGCCCUGGAAAGGUGCCCAGAAGUGCAAAGGAGGUGAAACAAUCAUGAAACAACUGAGGCAUUAAUGAGCAUGCCUCAGAUCUAUCUAAGGACUAGAAGAUUAUUCUACAUAUCAAGGCCUACAUGGUUCUAAGGGAAAAGGAAUUGUGGAAGCUAAGUUAGAGAGAAAGAAGGACUUUGAACUUACAUUAUUAACAUAUUUUUGAAGAUCUUAAAGCUUUACAAAGCUGACUGGUAGUUAAGGGAAAAAAUUAAGCAAUGGAAGAGGUAAAGGCCCUCUGCUAGGUUCUUAUACACUACAUUUCUCAUUUAUUUCUCAUAAUAGCUCUGGGAGAGAUAGUGCACUAAUUUGAGAUAUGUAGAAACUGAAGCUCUACAAGUUUUUUUUUUUCCCAAGUCUUUUUUUUUAACUCCAAUAUAGUUAACAUACAGUGUGAUAUUAGUUUCAGGUGUAUGAUAUAGUGAUUCAACAAUUCCAUACAUCACCCAGUACUCAUUACAACAACAAGUAUACUCCUUACCAUCUGCCCCCAACCUCCCCUCUGGUAAUCAUUAGUUUGUGCUCUAUAGUUAAGUGUUCUUUCUUGGUUUCUCUCUGUCUCUCCCUUACUUUUUGCUUUUGCUCAUUUAUUUUGUUUCUUAAAUUCCACAUAUGAGUGAAAUCAUGGCAUUUGUUUUCUUUGAUGUAUUUCACUUAGCACAAUACUCUCUACUUCCAUCCACGUCAUUGCAAAUGGUAAAAUUUCAUUUCUUUUUCUGGCUGAAUAAUAUUCCAUUGUGUAUAUAUACCAUUUCUUCUUUUUUAUUUAAAAUCAAUUAUUUAACAUAUAGUGUAUUAUUAGUUUCAGAGGUAGAGUUUAGUGACUCAUCAGUUGCGCAAAACACCCAGUGCUCAUUACAUGAAGUGCCCUCCUUAAUGCCCAUAACCCAGUUACCCCAUCCCCCACCCACUUCCCCUCCAGCAACCCUUCCUUUGUUUCCUAUAGUUAAGAGUCUCUUAUGCUUUUUCUCCCUCUCUGAUUUUGUCUUCUUUUAUUUUUCCUUCCCUUUCCGUAUGUUCAUCUAUUUUGUUUCUUAAAUUCCACAUAUAAAUGAAAUCAUUUGAGAUUUGUCUUUCUCUGAUGGACUUAUUUUACUUAGCAUAAUGUCCUCUAGUUCCAUCCAUGUUGUUGCAAAUGGCAAGAUUUCAUUCUUCUUGAUGGCUGAGUAAUAUUCCAUUAUGUAUAUAUACACCACCUCUUCUUUAUCAAUUCAUCUGUCAAUGAAUUGACAGAUGGGAUCUUUCCAUAUUUUGGCUAUUGUGGACAUUGGUGCUAUAUACAUAUAUAUAUAUAUAUAUAUAUAUACUUUGAAUCACUAUGUAUCCUUUGGUUAAAUACUUAGUAGAGCAUUUGCUGGGUCAUAGGGUAUUUCUAUUUUUAACUAUUUGAGAAACUUCCAUAAUGUUUUCCAGAGUGGAUGUACCAGUUUGCAUUCCCACCAAUAGUGCAAGAUGGUUCGCCUUUCCCACAUCCUCACCAACAUCUGUUGUUUCCUGAGUUGUUAAUUUUAGCCAUUCUGACUGCUGUGAGGUGGUAUCAUUGUGGUUUUGAUUUGUAUUUUCCUGAUGUUGAGUGAUGUGGAGCAUUUUUUCACGUGUCUGUUGGCCAUUCGUAUGUCUUCUUUGGAGAAAUAUCUGUUCAUGUCUUCUACCCAUUGCUUGACUGGAUUUUUUGUGUUUUGGGGGUUGAGUUUAAUAAAUUCUUUAUAGAUCUUGGAUACUAGCCCUUUCUCUCAGAAGACAUUUGCAAAUAUCUUCUCCCAUUCUGUAGGUUGUUAUUUAGUUUUGUCAACUGUUUCCUUUGUUGUGCAAAAGCUUUUUAUCUUGAUGAAAUCCCAAAAGUUUAUUUUUGUUUUUGUUUCUCUUGCCUUUGAAGACAUGUCUAGCAAGAAGUUGCUGCAGCCAAGGUCAAAGAGGUUGCUGCUUGUGUUCUCAUCUAGGAUUUUGAUGGAUUCCUGUCUCACAUUUAGGUCUUUCAUCCAUUUUGAGUUUAUUUUCAUGUAAGGUAUAAGAAAGUGGUCUAGUUUCAUUCUUCUGCAUGUGACUGUCCCAUUUUCCCAACACCAUUUGUUAAAGUGACAUUUUUUCCAUUGGAUAUUCUUUCCUGCGUUGUCAAAGAUUAGUUGACCAUAGAGUUGAGGAUCCAUUUCUGGGCUCUCUAUUCUGUUCCAUUGAUCUAUGUGUCUGUUUUUAUGCCAGUACCAUACUAUCUUGAUGAUUACAGCUUUGUAAAGAGCUUGAAGUCCAGAAUUCUGAUGCCACCAGCUUUGGUUUUCUUUUUCAACAUUCCUUUGGCUAUUUGGGGUCUUUUCUGAUUCCAUACAGAUUUUAGGAUUAUUUAUUCCAGCUCUGUGAAAAUGUCAAUCAUAUUUUAAUAGGGAUUGUGUUGAAUGUGUAGAUUGCUUUGGGUAGCAUAGACAUUUUAACUGUAUUUGUUCUUCCAAUCCAUGAGCAUGGAACGUUUUUCCAUUUCUUUGCAUCUUCCUGAAUUUCUGUCAUAAGUGUUCUAUAGUUUUCAGAGUACAGAUCCUUUACCUCUUUGGUUAGGUUUAUUCCUAGGUAUCUUAUGGUUUUUGGUGCAAUUAUAAAUGGGAUCGAUUCCUCGAUUUCUCUUUCUUAUGCCUCAUUGCUAGUGUAUAGAAAUGCAGCUGAAUUAUGUGGAUUGAUUUCAUAUCCUGCCACUUUGCUGAAUUCCUGUAUGAGUUCUAGCAAUUUGGGGGUGGACUCAUGAAUUUUCAACAUAGAGUGUCAUGUCCUCUGUGAAGAGUGAAAGUUUGACUUCUUUUUUAUUUUAUUAUUUUAUUUUAUUUUAUGUAAUUGUAUUUUAUUUAUUUAGUUGACAGAGAGAGAGAUAGCGAGAGCAGGAACAGAAGCAGGGGGAGUGGGAGAGGGAGAAGCAGGCUUCCCACCGAGCAGGGAGCCCAAUGUGGGACUCAAUCCCAGGACUCUGGGAUCAUGACCUGAGCCGAAGGCAGAUGCUUAACGACUGAGCCACCCAGGCACCAGAAAGUUUGACUUCUUUUUUGCUGAUUUAUAUGCCUUUUAUUUUUGUUGUCUGACUGCUGAGGCUGGGACUUCCAGUACUGUGUUGAACAGCAGUGGUGAGAGUGGACAUUCCUGCUAUGUUCCUGACCUAAGGGGAAAAGCUCUCAGUUUUUCCUCAAUGAAGAUGGUGUUCACUGUGGGUUUUUCCUAUAUGGCUUUUAUGAUAUUAAGCUAUGUUCCCUCUAUCACUACACUGCAGAGAGUUUUAAUUGAGAAAGGAUGCUGUAGGGGACACCUGGGGGGCUCAGUCGGGUAAGCAUCUGCCUUCAGCUCAGGUCAUGGUCCCAGGGUCCGGGGAUCAAGUCCCGUGUCAGGCUCCCUGCUCAGCGGAGAGUCUGUUUCUACCUCUCUCUCUCUCUGCCCCUCCCCCAUUCAUGCUUUUUUUCCCUCUCUCUCUCUGUCUCUCUCAAAUAAAUAAGUAAAAUCUUAAAAAAAAGAAAGGAUGCUGUAUUUUCUCAAAUGCUUUUUCUGUAUCUAUUGAGAGGAUCAUAUGGUUCUUGUCCUUUCUUUUAUUCAUGUGGUGUAUCACAUUGAUUGAUUUACAGAUGUUGAACCACCCUUGCAGCCCAGGAAUAAAUCCCACUUGAUCAUGGUGAACAAUCAGUUUAAUAUACUGUUGGAUCCUAUUAGCUAGUAUCUUGGUAAGAAUUUUUGCAUCCAUGUUCAUCAGGGAUAUUUGUCUGUAAUUCUUUUCUGUGGGGGGUUUUUCUGGUUUUGGGAUCAAGCUAAUGCUGGCCUCAUAGAAUGAGUUUGGAAUUUUCCUUCCAUUUCUAUUUUUUGAAACAGCCUCAGAAAAAUAGGUAUUGAGUCUUCUUUAAAUGUUUGGUAGAAUUCAGCUGGGAGACCAUCUGGCCCUGGACUCUUGUUUGUUGGGAGAUUUUUGAUCAGUGCUUCAAUUUCCUUGCUGGUUAUGGGUCUGUUUAGGUUUUCUAUUUCUUCCUGGUUCAGUUUUGGUAGUUUAUAUGUUUCUAGGAAUGCAACGGUUUCUUCAAGAUUGCCUAAUUAGUUGGUGUAUAAUUACUCAUAAUAUGCUCUUAUAAUUGUUUGUAUUUCUUCAGUGUUGGUUGUGAUCUCUCCUCUUUCAUUUAUGAUCCUAUUUAUUUGGUUCCUUUCCCUGUUCUUUUUGAUAAGUCUGGCUAGGGGUUUAUCAAUCUUAUUCUUUCAAAGAACCAACUUCUAGUUUCAUUGAUCUGUUCUACUGUUCUUUUGAUUUCUAUUUCAUUGAUUUCUGCUCUAAUCUUUAUUAUUUCCUUUCUCCUGCUAUAUUUAGGCUUUAUUUGCUGUUCUUUUUCCAGCUCUUUUAGGUAUAAGGUUCGGUUGUGUACUGGAGACUUUUCUUGCUUCUUGAGGAAGUCCUGUACUGCUAUAUACUUCCCUCUUAGGACUGCCUUUCCUGCAUCCCAAAGGUUCUGAAUUGUCAUGUUUUCAUUUUCAUUUGUUUCCAUGUGUGUUUUUUUUUAAUUCUUCUGUAAUUUCCUGGUUGACCCAUUAAUCUUCAGUAGGAUGCUCUUUAACUCCCAUGUAUUGUGUUCCUUCCAAAUUUUCUCCUGUGACUGAGUUCAGUUUUUUUAAUUCUUUUUUUAUGUUAUGUUAAUCACCAUACAUUACAUCGUUAGUUUUUGAUGUAGUGUUCCAUGAUUCAUUGUUUGCGUAUAACACCCAGUGCUCCAUGCAGAACAUGCCCUAUUUAAUACCCAUCACCAGGCUAACCCAUCCUCCCACCCCUCUCCCCUCUAGAACCAACCCUCAGUUUGUUUUUCAGAGUCCAUUGUCUUUCAUGGUUCAUCUCCGCCUCCGAUUCCUCCCCCUUCAAUCUUCCCCUCCUGCUAUCUUCUUUUUUUUUAAACAUAUAAUGUAUUAUUUGUUUCAGAGGUACAGAUCUGUGAUUCAACGGUCUUGCACAAUUCACAGCGCUCACCAUAACACAUACUCUCCCCAAUGUCUAUCACCCAGCCACCCCAUCUCUCCCACCCCCAACCACUCCAGCAACCCUCAGUUUGUUUCCUGAGAUUAAGAAUUCCUCCUAUCAGUGAGGUCAUAUGAUACAUAUCUUUCUCUGAUUGACUUAUUUUGCUCAGCAUAACACUCUGCAGUUCCAUCCAUGUCGUUGCAAAUGGCAAGAUUUUGCUCCUUCUGAUGGCUGCAUAAUAUUCCAUUGUAUAUAUAUACCACCUAUUCUUUAUCCAUUCAUCUGUUGAUGGACAACUUGGCUCUUUCCACAGUUUUGCUAUUGUAGACAUUGCUGCUAUAAACAUCGGGGUGCAUGUACCCCUUUGGAUCCCUACGUUUGUAUCUUUGGGGUAAAUACCCAGUAGUGCAAUUGCUGGGUCAUAUGGUAGCUCUAUUUUCAACUUUUUGAGGAACCUCCAUACUGUUUUCGAGUGGCUGCACCAGCUUGCAUUCCCACCAACAGUGUAGGAGGGUUCACCUUUCUCCACAUCCCUGCCAACAUCUGUCAUUUCCGGACUUGUUAAUUUUAGCCAUUCUGACUGGUGUGAGGUGAUAUCUCAUUGAGGUUUUGAUUUGGAUUUCCCUGAUGCCAAGCGAUGUUGAACACUUUUUCUUGUGUCUGUUGGCGAUUUUGAUGU